AUGGCCAACCCAGGAGCCUCAACUGGCUCGAACAACGCCUUUGUUGUUCUUCAAACUCUUUACUCCCAAUACCAAAAGUCUACUCCGAGUCGUCUGAAGCUGGUCGACGCAUAUUUGUUCUAUAUCUUGAUCACUGGAAUUGCUCAGUUUGUCUACGGAGUUGUAUUUGGCACCUUCCCCUUCAACGCCUUUUUGGGAGGUUUUAUUUCCACCGUCGCUUCUUUUGUUUUGGCUGGUAUGUUUUCAUUUCUUGUUUAAACUUUUUCUUAUAGCCUGUCUUCGAAUCCAAGUCAAUCCGGAGAAUCAGCAUGAGUUUAGCCAAGUUGGCGUCGAAAGAGCUUUUGGCGACUUCAUCUUCGCCCAUAUUAUUCUUCACCUUGUUGUUGUCAAUUUCCUGGGAUAA
This is a messenger RNA of Bursaphelenchus xylophilus (pine wood nematode), 403 nucleotides long. The record is from the annotation of a GenBank genome assembly. NCBI's taxonomy places the organism in Eukaryota, Metazoa, Nematoda, Chromadorea, Rhabditida, Aphelenchoididae.